This is a messenger RNA of Protopolystoma xenopodis, 483 nucleotides long. The record is from the annotation of a GenBank genome assembly. NCBI's taxonomy places the organism in Eukaryota, Metazoa, Platyhelminthes, Monogenea, Polystomatidea, Polystomatidae.
UUGUGUUGGUAUGUGUUUUCCAUUUUUGUUGGCUUUUCAGCAGCAUUCUUCCAAAAAUGGCGAUCGCAUCCUCUAAAUGGGUCUAAGCUAUUUGUUAAUUCGCAAGUUGUCGGCACCUUUUGGAAAGGUGUCAUAGCCUCAUGGCCUCUCUCGCACUUGUGCCCUCGCCUCGAGCCGGAAGACGUUUCCUGGAGCCAACCCUACCGCGUCCGUUACUCGGCGUCUCCGAAGAACCUCGCUUGGGCCCCAUUGUGCUGCAUGUUUGAGUCUUGUGGGUGUCCACUUGUAGCUGACCUCCACCCGGGCUCCAGUGGUACCGAUCAAAUCAGAUUGCGGAACACCGGCUUUCCCCGAAUCCCCUCGAGUGGGAGCCAAUAUCUUAGCCGGCCUGGAACCUCACCGAUUGAUCAAGGCAGACUCGAUGCCUGGAUUGCAAUAAAUCAGACCUUAUGGAUCAAUAGCGAGACUGACCAGAUCAACUAA